Ruditapes philippinarum (Manila clam) is the source of this 488-nucleotide messenger RNA. RefSeq lists its product as uncharacterized. The transcript has 2 exons. The record is from RefSeq and is a predicted model, not a curated record. NCBI's taxonomy places the organism in Eukaryota, Metazoa, Mollusca, Bivalvia, Venerida, Veneridae. The coding region runs from base 9 to 488 and encodes 159 amino acids.
UGGAUAAAAUGUAUGAAAAUGGUACACUUGGUGAUGGCAAUCCAAGAGCGUUAAUACAUUCCAUGUGGCUUAUUUGUACAAGUUAUUUUGGCAUGCGAACAGGCAAAGAAUGCCAUGACCUCUGCUGGGGAGACGUACAAUUAUGUAUCGACGAGGUGACGGGGCAAGAAUUUUUAAUGUAUGACAAAGAGAGACAAACAAAAACAAGAUCAGGUUGUAACCCUCGAGAUACAAGAACUGUAAAACCAAAGGCAUUUGGCAAUGAUGAAGACACACGAAAAUGCCCUAUUCACCUCUACAAGAUGUACCGAGAUAAAAGACCAGAGAGCAUGUGUUCGGAUGAAAGUCCUUUCUUUCUGACACCAGGCGGAGGCACUCAGAAGAGCUGGUAUAGAAAAGCUCCAAUGGGGAUCAACAAACUAUAUAACAUCAUGAAUGAUAUGAAAUCAGACGCCAAACAUUACAAAUUCAAGAAUUACCCCAUAUAG